AUGACGGAUUUGUUGAACAGGUCUGGAAUGGUUGACUGCAAACCACUUACUACACCUGCGUCGGUCUCUCAGCCGGUCACCCCAUCCGAUCAACCUUACGAGAACCCAACACAGUAUCGUUGUAUUGUUGGAGCAUUGCAGUAUCUAACCAUCACUAGGCCAGACUUAGCGUACGCUGUUAACCGCCUAUGUCAGUUUAUGCACUCACCCACGAUUGACCACUGGGCCAUGGUCAAACGCGUGUUGCGGUAUAUCAAGGGCACUCUUGACUAUGGGUUGCACCUUGUAGCGUCACCGACUUCUACUAUUCAUGCCUAUUCAGACUCUGGCUGGGCUGGCUGCCCGAUUGACAGGAAAAGCACGAGUGGGUAUGUUGUCUUCUUAGGGUCUAAUCUCGUUUCAUGGCUCUCUCGGAAGCAGCGCACGGUGGCCCGCUUAUCCACUGAAGCCGAAUAUAAGGCCUUGGCUGACGUUGCAGCUGAAGUUACUUGGGUUGUCUCCCUGUUACGUGAGCUAGGGUUACAUGCUGGCCAGCCGUCCAACCUAUGGUGUGAUAACUUGGGAGCAACGUAUUUAUGUGCGAAUCCGGUUUUUCACGCUCGGACGAAGCGUGUUGAGAUCGACUAUCAUUUUGUUCGUGAUAAAGUGGAUUCAGGUGACUUUGUGGUUAAUUUUGUCUCGACCAAGGACCAGCUUGCGGAUAUCCUCACCAAGCCACUCACAGGGCCUAGACAGUCUGUUAGGAGGUCUACCGAUCUCACUCCACGAUCCCAUAGCCAAGAUAAAACUUCUUUACAUGCAAUUGCUUAUGCCAUAAGAGGGGAGAAGCAGUCUAUCAAUGGCGCCUGUAAAGCUGAGAUAUACGACCCCUGUUCGUCUAGGAGGAUUGCCCCUACAGUGGCUUUAUUCGUGGUAUGGAAAUAUGCUGCAUCAAAAUAA
Molecule: messenger RNA, 939 nt
Organism: Ipomoea nil (Japanese morning glory)
Lineage: Eukaryota; Viridiplantae; Streptophyta; Magnoliopsida; Solanales; Convolvulaceae
Exons: 2
Coding region: 1-939 (312 amino acids)
Source: RefSeq, a predicted model, not a curated record